UGUUUUUUGAUAAGCCUGUAUGUGUGAACGUUUGCAGCUUCCUUGAUCUGCAGUGAUAUUUAACUGAUCAUCGUUGUAGUUUGGACAAUGAAUAAGACAUUUAAAGAUUCAAACUCCAGUUUUUUUUUGUUUUUUUUUGCAUGAUUAUGACAUUUUUCUUGUCCAGAUGAUGUUUGAAAAUGAUCCAUAUUUGAAGCCCAGGCUCGUGAAUGUGUGUGGGCCUCAGAAGAACAAAAAUAAAUCCACUCUGCAGCUCCCUGCUCCUCCUCCAGACACUCCACCACUAAUAAUGUGAUCAGAUGCAUUAAAGUUUUACCUUACAUCCAUUAAACUGAGACAGACCUGGGAGCAGAGGUUUGUUUAAUUCAUUUAUACCUUCAUGAAAUAUUGGGAAUUGUCCACCAGAUAUAUCCAGGCCCAGAGUGAAGAUGUUGAAAAAAGCUGAAGCCUACAAAACUGUGUCUGGAGUCAAUGGUCCGCUGGUGAUCCUGGAUCAGGUGAAGUUUCCGCGGUACGCAGAGAUCGUCCAUCUCACGCUGCCCGACGGAACGAGGAGGAGCGGUCAGGUGUUGGAGGUCUCCGGCUCCAAAGCUGUGGUGCAGGUGUUUGAGGGGACUUCAGGUAUCGACGCCAAGAAGACGAGCUGCGAGUUCACAGGAGACAUCUUACGGACGCCGGUCUCUGAGGACAUGUUGGGUCGUGUGUUUAAUGGAUCAGGUAAACCCAUCGACAAAGGACCUGCCGUCCUGGCUGAAGACUUCCUGGACAUCAUGGGUCAGCCCAUAAACCCUCAGUGUCGUAUUUACCCCGAGGAGAUGAUCCAGACGGGAAUAUCUGCCAUCGACGGCAUGAACAGCAUCGCCAGAGGACAGAAAAUACCCAUCUUCUCUGCUGCAGGGCUGCCGCACAACGAGAUCGCCGCUCAGAUCUGUCGUCAGGCCGGUUUGGUGAAGAAGUCCAAGGACGUGAUGGACUACAGCGAGGACAACUUCGCCAUCGUUUUUGCUGCCAUGGGGGUGAACAUGGAGACCGCUCGCUUCUUUAAGUCCGACUUUGAGGAGAACGGUUCCAUGGACAACGUCUGUCUGUUCCUCAACCUGGCCAACGACCCCACCAUCGAGCGAAUCAUCACGCCUCGUUUAGCUCUGACAUCAGCAGAGUAUCUGGCCUAUCAGUGCGAGAAACACGUCCUUGUCAUCCUCACCGAUAUGAGCUCUUACGCCGAGGCUCUGCGAGAGGUGUCUGCAGCCAGAGAGGAAGUGCCGGGCCGGCGUGGUUUCCCUGGUUACAUGUACACCGACCUGGCGACCAUCUACGAGAGAGCGGGCAGAGUGGAGGGACGGAACGGCUCCAUCACUCAGAUCCCCAUCCUCACCAUGCCCAAUGACGAUAUCACUCAUCCCAUUCCCGACCUGACGGGUUACAUCACUGAGGGACAGAUCUACGUGGACCGACAACUUCACAACAGACAGAUCUAUCCGCCCAUCAACGUGCUGCCGUCUCUCUCUCGUCUGAUGAAGUCCGCCAUCGGGGAGGGAAUGACCCGCAGAGACCACUCUGACGUCUCCAACCAGCUGUAUGCGUGUUAUGCCAUAGGGAAGGACGUGCAGGCGAUGAAGGCGGUGGUGGGGGAGGAGGCUCUGACAGCUGAUGACCUGCUCUAUCUGGAGUUCCUCACCAAGUUUGAGAAAAACUUCAUCUCCCAAGGUGCCUACGAGAACCGGAGCGUGUUUGAGACUCUGGACGUCGGAUGGCAGCUGAUGAGGAUUUUCCCCAAAGAGAUGCUGAAGCGGAUCCCUCAGAGCACCCUGGCCGAGUUCUACCCCCGAGAGGCCAGACACUAAAACUGACACAUCAUCAGCUUCCAUCAGUGAACCCUCACUGCUGCGUACUUACCGUGACGUGACGUAAUGCUGUGACCGUUUGAAAACUCGUGACUUUCAUGUGGCCUUGAAUGCACCAUUCCUGCUUUAACGAGAUGACGAGGGUAACGCUGAUUUGACAUGUUUACAGUGUGAAUGAAAAGAGUGUGGAUGAGUGGAACAUUGUGUCUGAAACGCUUUAAUGGAUUUUAUUGAAUUAGGUUAUUAUAGUAACGUAUUUAUUUUAGCAAAAGAUAUAUUGAAAU
Molecule: messenger RNA, 2128 nt
Organism: Labrus bergylta (ballan wrasse)
Lineage: Eukaryota; Metazoa; Chordata; Actinopteri; Labriformes; Labridae
Source: RefSeq, a predicted model, not a curated record